GCACGAUCAAAACACUUUUACUUAUUGUCAAAGUCAAAGGUAGUUCUUCCUUUGUUAGUUUUCCCGUCGUCUUCGACUUCGAGAGCACCUACCAUCCCUUAAGCAUUCAAGAUUCAUUCUGUCACCAACCAUUCUCGAAUCCUUUCAUCUCACUCAACCUUUCCUUUUCUCCAACAGAACCCAUGAUUCAUCCAUAACCACAACCUCGUAACAACAACAACAACAACAUUAAUUAAACACCCGCAACACAAAAAAAAAACAACUGUUCUUUCCUUAACAUGGGUUCUCAUCCUUUCUCUGAAACUAAACCAUCACCAAUUCCAACACAAGAUCAAGAAGAACACGACUCACAAUCUUCACCAUCACUAGCUCUUCUCUCUUUCAACACCGAACAAAACCCUUCAUCUUCAUCUUCCUCCCACAACAAAACCCUCUUCAUCUCUCUCAUCAUCAUCACCUCCAUCUCACUCUCAGCAGCAUCAGCUUUCGCAUUUCUCUUCCUCUCUUCAUCACCAUCUUCUUCUUCUCCGCUACAAACAAGUUCAACCACUCACAACAACGCUUCUCUUUCUCGUCCUCUCACCAAACUCAAACGCCCCGUCGUACUUCUAAUCUCCUCAGACGGUUUUCGAUUCGGUUAUCAAUUCAAAACCCCUACACCUAGCAUAACUCGUUUGAUUUCAAACGGAACAGAAGCUGAAACAGGGUUAAUCCCUGUUUUUCCAUCCUUAACUUUCCCAAAUCAUUACUCUAUCGCUACUGGUCUCUACCCUGCUUAUCAUGGCAUCAUCAACAACCAUUUUAUAGAUCCAAUUUCCGGUGACCAAUUCUACAUGGGUAGCCAUGAUCCCAAAUGGUGGCUUGGUGAACCCAUAUGGGAAACUGUGGUGAACAAUGGGUUGAAAGCUUCUACAUAUUUCUGGCCUGGUUCUGAGGUAAUCAAAGGUACAUGGAACUGUCCUUCGAAAUAUUGUUUGCAUUAUAAUGGUUCUGUUUCUUUUGAAAAACGGGUUGAUUCUAUUUUGAAGUUUUUCGAUUUUCCGAGUGACGAAAUUCCUGAUUUUAUGACACUUUAUUUUGAGGAUCCUGAUCAUCAAGGUCAUAAAGUUGGAUCUGAUGAUCCUGAGAUUACUAAAGCUGUUUCCAGGAUUGAUAACAUGAUAGGUAGGUUGAUUACUGGUUUAGAACAAAGAGGAGUUUUUGAGGAUGUUAGUAUUAUUAUGGUAGGUGAUCAUGGAAUGGUUAGUACUUGUGAUAAAAAGUUGAUUUUUCUUGAUGAUUUAGUUUCUUGGAUUGAUAUACCUGAAAGUUGGGUCAUUUCGCAUACGCCGGUACUCGCGAUUCGUCCAUCUUCUGGUUUUAAUUCAUCCGAUGUUGUUGCUAAGAUGAACGAAGGGUUAAGUUCGGGGAAAGUUGUGAAUGGAGAGAAUUUGAGGAUGUAUCUUAAGGAGGAUUUGCCUAGUAGGCUUCAUUAUUCGUCGAGUGAUCGGAUUCCACCGAUAAUCGGUUUGAUUGGAGAAGGCUUUAAGGUUGAGAAGAAGAAAACGAAGCAUCAAGAGUGCGGCGGAUCGCAUGGUUAUGACAAUUCGUUUUUCUCGAUGAGGAGUAUUUUCAUUGGACAUGGUCCUCAAUUUGCAAGAGGGAGGAAGGUACCUUCGUUUGAGAAUGUUGAGAUUUAUAAUUUGGUUACUUCUAUUCUUAAGAUAAAGGGUGCUCCUAAUAAUGGAUCUACCUCAUUUGCAGAAUCUGUUCUUUUAUCUUCUGAAUAGAUAGAUAGAUAGGACUAUGUCAAUUUUUGUAGGUAGAAUUAUUUGAUUGUGAUGAGAUGAGUCAUAGUUUGAUCUAUGCGGAAGAGAUGCUCAUUAUACUUGAAUAAACCAUUUGUAGUUCAUGCCACUUGUAUAAUUUGAAAACCAGAAAUUGAGGGUAGAUUUAUGUUAUUUCUGUAAUAUGAACUCUUCAAACAAUAGAAUCUAUGGAAAAUCUUUGUGAAA
Lathyrus oleraceus (garden pea) is the source of this 1994-nucleotide messenger RNA. RefSeq lists its product as uncharacterized. The coding region runs from base 279 to 1769 and encodes 496 amino acids. The transcript has a single exon. The record is from RefSeq and is a predicted model, not a curated record. Lineage: Eukaryota; Viridiplantae; Streptophyta; Magnoliopsida; Fabales; Fabaceae. Gene Ontology annotation, cellular component: vacuole.